Messenger RNA from Cherax quadricarinatus, 7823 nucleotides. RefSeq names its product rhotekin-like. Gene Ontology annotation, cellular component: actomyosin contractile ring. The record is from RefSeq and is a predicted model, not a curated record. Gene Ontology annotation, biological process: actomyosin contractile ring assembly; mitotic cytokinesis; septin ring organization. NCBI's taxonomy places the organism in Eukaryota, Metazoa, Arthropoda, Malacostraca, Decapoda, Parastacidae.
AUUCGACUGUCAGACACACGUGUUCACUCGGAAGCGUAUUUUUCACCACGUGUUUGUAUGUUUCCUGUGUGUGGCAUACGUGACUACGUGUAUGUGUGUGUGUGUACAUGUACUCGCCUAGUUGUUCCAGCAGCGGUGUAUAUGGGUAUAGAGAGGCUUCCUGAUAAAGAAUCAUAACAAUAAGAGUGAAGACAUUAUAAGCAGCAUGUAAGAGUAAGAACGUUGAAAUAUGCGAGGGAUGGUGAACAUGGUGAGGGCAGACAUGGUGAGGGUGGUGGUGUUCACCUUGUACUGAAUGUUCCCUGUGCCGCUUUGCAGGUUAUUAUAACAAUUUAUUGACCUGAAGAGAAUUUAUAUUUCAGUAAAAGUAAAGUUAGUGAACUCCAAAACUUUAUUUACUAAUUCAGAUUAGUUGUGCUGUUGUAAACAGCCUUGAAUGUUAUGGUAAACAUUUUCGUACAGACUUGUAAACUAUAUAAUGUUUGUUUUGUGUAUCAGGGUGCGAUGUUGAACAUGCCACACGUGAAUCAUUGGUCUCAGUAAUACCAGGUUAGCUAACAAGACCAGUGACUAUAAUGUCAAAUGAAUCACAUGAUGUUUAGUGAGAGUGGUGGCUAAUACAUGCGAGACUUCCUUGUGGCAUUAUAAAAGUCAAAACUAGUCACCAGAUAGACGUUGGCAAGUGUCUUGUCUUGAAGACGGUAUUGCGAGUGUUGAAGGCGGUGUUGCGUGUGUUGAAGAGAGACGGAGUGACUUCUGAGGAGUGUAGCAUCAUGUCAGGUGUAGGGCCGGAGGCGUGGUCGUGUGGACGGCCUGUCUUCUACAACGUGUGUAUCUCUCUAAGUAACAUGUCUGGUCCCAUCAUCCACGAACACCCGCAGUCACCUACUGUUACUACCAGCAGUCACUCCACCCAAAGUCACGCCCAUGCAACCUCUACCACACCCAUACCCGCCCAUACCGCCGCUGCCAUGCCUCCACCUGCCCAUACAGCUCCAGUUACGACGCAGCCCGCGGCCAACACACAGCACAUAAGUCAGAUAAAAUGUGAAACGAACAUGAGUGGUGAUGAGGGAGGAAGUUAUGGCUCGAGGAAUGGGCAAGAUAGUAAGUGUAGGUGCAUGCUGGGCGGGGAGGUAAGUGCAGGACACAAGACAGUGAUCACAGUGAGAGGCGGGGAUGAUGACGACAGUGAUAAUUUCAAGAUAGGUACAGAAGAAAGGCGCUACAGCACUGUGGUGAGUGUGGGGUGGUGUGGGAGCCCGCUGUGCCCCUCCCGUACUCUUGAAAACUCCACUCACGAGGCUUCUCAAGGAGUGUGUGAGCCAGAACUCUUACUACUGAGGAAGGUGAGCCACACCAGCGACUACAGCAUCAGCUCCUCUGACUCCUCCGCCACCUCUGCCUCGCCCACACCAACAAAACUCACCAUAGACAACGCCCACGACUCUGACUACUUCGGCUCAUCCUCCGAGGAGGAAGAGGAGGACAGUGAAGAUGAGGACCUUCAGGCCAGGCUACGGGCAGCCAUUGCCAGGCUACAAGCUGAGGAGCAGCGAAUGGGCAUGCGACGACCGCGUGCCUGGAGAAGGCGAGCUCCUAUCAAGGAAUAUGACUUGGAGCAGAGGAUUGCCUUGGAGAUCAAAAUGCGUGAGGGGACCACUAAGUUACUAGCAGCGUGUGGGGCCCAAGGAUCUCAUGCUAACCUGCCUCACACUUUGGAGGCAGCCAAAAACCUUCUCACCUCCAAUGAACGCAUGACAGCCUACAUGGCAGAACUCCAACGCAGGAGGAACUCCUGCCUGCCACAUGAUGGAUCCCAGCCAUCUGUUGCUCGAGUAUGUCUGUCUGACCUACGUAUGCCUCUUAUCUGGAAAGAUAGUGACCACUUCAAGAAUAAAGGAGACUACCGUCGAUUUGCAGUGUUUGUGCUUCUAAAGAUUGGCACCGAGAUAUAUGACACAGUCAUGGUGAAUCCUGUCGACCGCUCAAUGACAGACAUCUGCUUUGAUGAUAUUAUUGUUUUCAACAAUAUUCCAUCCAGUUUUGAGUGCAAUCUAGAGGUGUACAGCCAUGUGCUUCAGAACGACCUCACUAUGGCCAGUACUCCUCGUAAGCUGAAGAGAACAUUGCAUUCGUCUAUAUCACGGACUGUAGGUAGAAAAUUGGCAGCCUCACUCAGGGAUGAGUUAUCAAAUGGAGAAAUGGGUCCAAAAUUUGAGUUGGUAGCUACUGCAAAACUUAAUUUGGAUAAUGUGUCCAACAACACAGCGACAUUUGAUCUUGCAAUGGAAAAUGUUGAAAAUCAAGAUCAAUUGCCGCUGUUUGGUCAUUUUUGUUGUCGUCUGGCAGCCCAACCAGACUGUGCUAUUCAGGAAAGAAUUGCUGGUUAUGCUCAAGUUCAGGAGAGUGAUCAUCAGCAGUCUUGGUGUCGGGUAUAUGGGUGGCAGCUAGAGGUGUGGGGCAGUAAAGAAGACAUACAUCUCUCUCCUCAUCAUCCCCUCUCUCUCUCUAUUGACCGGAACACAGAAGUAACUCAGACUGGAGCAACUGUGAUAGUUGCCAACACAUCUGGAUUUGACCGUGGACACCUGACACUCACCUUGGAAACUCCUAGUGAAGCAGCUACCUGGUACAGGUGUCUGAAGCAACAUGUAGCUGACCAUCGUCAUUGGGGUCCUGCUGCUGAAGAAGAAAUGGAAAUUCUUACACCACAGCCAACACGACACAACUUUAUUCUUCCAAGAAGAGGAAGAUUUGCUUCACUUUAUGAAGAAACUCCACUGAGAGAUGGUUCACCCGGCUCUGAGAAAUCUUCAUUUGAUGAUCUUUAUGGGUCUUCUGCUUUUGUCAAUAACUACUGCACUCCUGCCCACAUUCCACCAAGGCCACGAGCUCUCACCCUCUCCUCCCGCUCCUCAUUCAGAAGAUGGGGUUCUGUCAAAUGUAAUAUGCCUUUCUUUAAAAGCAAGAGUUAGGAUUCAUGCCAUUUGUAAACCUAACGGCCAACAAAACCUGGGUACAUUUCCUUGUACAUAUUCAAUAUUUACCAUUUAUAUAGAGAAAUUAAUUUGUUAUAAGUUAUUUUUCUUGUUUCAAAACUGUCACCUGUGUGUAAAACAUGAAAUUUUUUUUGUAGUUAUAUUUACAUUUUGAGUAUAUUUAGAAAAAGAUUUUUUAGGAUUUAAGAUAAAUACUGAAUUUUUUUUUUUCUUAAUUUUUUCUUGAUUAGGAAAAGACAGCUUAAAUAUAUUCCUGUUGGAGGUAAAUUAAAUACUCUUGAGCAUGUACCUUGCACUACCUUCCAGUCUGUUUUAAGUAAUUAUGUAAUAGAAUAUUUUUCACAUGCAUGAAAUUAGUUAUGCAGUGUGAUGUGUAAAUUCAUUUGCCUUAAAUAUUUCUGGUAAAUGGCUUAUACCAAUUAUAUAUUGAAAUCUGACCAUUGCUGCUGCUCAACUUUUUUUUUUUUGGGGGGGGGGGGCUAAAUUAUAUGGUUUCUACAGAUUCUCAGUAACUUGAAAUUUCUCUUUUAGAGCAUUGAAUAUUAUCAGGAAUGGAGUAACUUCAAAAAAUGGCUGGAAUAUCAUUGAAUUUUUCUUCUCCAUUUUGUGGGUUCAUCAUAAUAGGAGACCAUGAAAAAUGUGUGUGUGUAAACAUAGUUGCUAAGCAGUUUUUAAGUGGUUCUGUGCUUGUAAAUGUUUUGGUAUAAAGUCGGAAAAUAUGACUUUGCAAAAGUGACUUUGUUUAUAAACAUUAAGUGAUGUACAGUAUGGUAAUGUAAAUGAGAAGUAUUAGAAUGUCUUUGAUACGCCCAUCAAAUGACUCGCUAGAGAAGACAUGAUCAAUCUACACUUUAACUGUGCAAAAGCUCAUAAUCAGUCCUCGUUUAUGGUCAUUUUUUAUUUUUAAGUUUUAACUAUGACAGGAUUAUUUAUAUCGGCAGUGGACUAAAAAUAUAAGCAGAUUAGGCGGGGAUUACUGUUCUGAUAUGCGGCGACCACAAUCAACUGUAUUCAACCUGUGCAAGGUUGCCACAUUAGUGUAACUAUUUCACACUGCAGACACUCAACCAAGUUGAUUGUGAGUGCUACAGUUGUGAAGGGACCAAAUAAUUGUUUUGACAUGUUAUGCAAAAGCAUGUACAUGUAUAUAUGUUUCUUUAAGAAAAAUUUUUAAUCCACACUUAUUUACUUAUUAGCACAAAAUGUAUACACAAGCUUUCAAAAGUAUUUCUCCAUCCAAAUUUCAUGAGUUAUUGAACUUCAUGUUAUAUAGUGUAGUAACCUUUUACUAUUACAAGGGUUUUCAGUGAAGUAACAGGAUUAUUAUUAUAUUACUUUUAAGUUUGACGUGCCUCCUGAGUUAUAUUUUAUUUAUUGAUACGCUUAAUAAUUUGCAUAUUCUUAACUUGCUAGAAAAAAUUAUGAUUUUUGUUAUAAAAAAAAAAAUGCAUGUUUUGAGUAGCUACAAAAAAUAGUGGCCAAAACUUGCAGAUUACACUCUUCGAAAUGUUAGCAGCUAUUAUACAAUAAAACUACAAACAGCAUUUUGCUAAACUACACAGACUAAUCAUUAAUUUAUUUUUCACUACAACAGUGUAUUAUAUAGAGUUCAGUGAUCACUUAUAUCUGGUAAAAUGUUAAGCUAGACUUUUAUCAUUUAUUGUAGCUAGAUAUUAGUUUAUUGUGCAGGAUUGAUAUGGAUGUAGUUUUUUUUCUACAAGUUUUUGCCAUGCUUUGCAGCUGUUACCAAAUAUGUUUUUGUAGUUGGAGAACUGUUUUUGCAGUGCUGUUUUUGAAUAUAAGAAAACUGUACUCUAAAAUAUAUGCUGUAAAGUUCCAGACAAGCCAUUUACCAGUCUUAGUCAAAAUACUAUAGGAUUAUGAAAAUAUUUGUAAUACCAGCCAUUUUAAACUACCCGUUUUAAAUCUAAUAAAUGACAGUUAUUAAAAUAUGUACUUUGGGCCUUAUUAUACAAAUGGUUGUUUUAAUUAUCACUUCCACAAUAGUUUUCUUGCAAUGAAUAUACAAUAUGGUAUUUUUAUAUUGAGAAUGUAAGGUUUGUUGUUUAUUCUCAGUGGCAACAUUCACUAAAUUUGUGUUGUAACUUGUAUUUUCUGAGUCUUUGCUAUGUAUAGGCUCAUUAGUUUGUGAGAGCAGCUAGUUUUUUUAAACUACAGUGUUUUUCUUUUAAGGUUUUUAGCCACAAAUUUUUAAAGUUGUUGGGCUCCUGCCUUGUUGGGUAAAUGGGAAGUACAGUUCUGUGGAUGUUGAGCAUUGCACAUAGCUUAGCAUAUCAGGAUAUGUCCCAUGGAUAUAUGACUUACGUCGACAUGAUCUUAGCUGAUCAUGGCUUGUGGGACCUUUAAAAAAAAAACACAGGCUUCUUGUCUAUAAUUAGGUACAUGAUAAUCAUGUUGGAGAUAGUAUGAUAGGAAAUGCAGUUGUUUCACUCACAGGACUUGAGCUGUGGUUGAAAUGAUUAAAACAAGGAAAUACAUUAGGCAAAAUUAAAUAAACAAGCCAAAUUUUUUGUUUUUAAUUUUUGUUUUACUUUUUCUUCAUAGUUUUCCUCUAGGCAGAAUUAAGUAAAUACAAUGUCCCAAUCCUUCCAGUUCGUUCUCUUUGCCUAUUCUAUCUGCCCUCCAAUAUUCUCUCCUUCCCUGUCCUUUUUGUUAUCUCCCUUGUCCUUCAUUCUUAUUACUUUCCUUUCUCUCCACUAAUUUUUUUUUUUUUUUUUUUUUUUUUUUUUUUUUAACUUUUACCAAAAUCUGACAUUAGGAGGAAAAUCAUUCUUGAAUUAGUUUAAUCAUAUGACUAUGAACAGAUUUAGUAUUAAGUUAGCUAUCAAACUGCAAAACUUAUUAAGAAAAAUAGGUAGAGAGUAUCUGAAACUACAGCCUCCACUGAAAGAGAAAGAAAUCAACAUUAUCACUACUAGCACAGUACAAAAGGACACUUUUAUUGAGUUAUAUUAAUGUAUGGUUAAGCUAUCCCAGAUUUAGUAUUUAGAAAAAACUAAACUCUUAGGGGUCGCACAGUCUUGCUGAAGUAAGUUGUCAAAAAAAAAAAAAGGCAUACAAAAAAUGCCAGUCAUCGUAUAUAUAUUCAUGUUAUAUGAAAAGCAAUCUUACAAAAACAUUGGUUAUAUACUACUAAAGAAACUGCUUUUGAUGACUACUAACCUGUCCUGACCCAGCCUUCUGUUUUGACCCAACACCCACAAUACUGUUAGCCCCGCCUGUUCCGUUUCCCUCUGUGGCUCGAACUCUGUUGCUUCCAUUCCUUAAGUGCUAUGUCCCCCUACAGAUUAAGCAUUUCCCUCUAAAUAUAAUAAUGUGGAUUCUAAAGGGAAUUCCUUUGGCUGAUUACUGAAAGGAAAAAGAUCAUCAUUUUUGUAUUAAAAUGACAGCUUAUUUCAUGAAUUUUCCCAUAAAGGCAUUUUUUGCAAAACAGUAUUGUUAUAUUGUAGUAAUUAACACACUGAAAUACAGAUUUAAAUUACUUCAGACAAUUAUUCAUUAUUUCUAUUUAGCUAUUUAAAAGCAAGUUUGAGAAUUACAGGAGAACUGCUUCAUAAUCUUUUAAAAUUAAUAUCAAAGAAAUAAUGUAAGUUGCUAGAAACCUGUUAAUUUUUUCAAAUACAAAAUAUUAUAUUUUAUCUUCAAAAACUAAAGAAUUCAUCUUGUUCCUAUUUAUAUUUACCAUUCUGCAGCUCCUUUGAUCUUUGUUUCCAGCUAUGGAAAAUAUUCAGCUCAUGACACUGAUAUGUACUAAUCUAAUUAUUGAUCUUAUGGCAUCUCUGCUUUCAUUGUAUAUUGUAAUGCUUUUACUUGACAAAUUGAAAAUUUUUAGUCAUGUUUCUUGCCAAACAUUAACAUGUAUGCAUGCAUAUUUCUGAGCUUAUACAAAUUUGUUAGCGAAGGCUAUUCUAGAUAUUAAAAAAUGUUUUUUCCACAUUACUCUCAUUCACUUCAUAAUUUGUAAAUUAUUUUAUGGAAUAAGAAUUUCAUAACUGUACAUAGGAUGUUUUUUUUUUCUUUUUUUUUUUUUUAAAUCUGGGACUAUGGUGUUGAUGUGAACUGCCAUAAAUUAUUGUAGGAUGGGUAUUGCCUUGGAUUUGUAAUUUUGCUUGUGGGGGUUUUGCAGAUUUUGUAAUAAAAUUUAUACCAUAUAACUAAAACUUGGUUUUAUUCUGCAAAUCUUCUACAAAAAGAAUACUAUUGUUGUCUUUGACAAGAAUUUGUAUAUGAAUUUAAUGCUUCAUAAGUAUGAUAAUUGAAGCAGUACUGAAUGAUCCAAUAGGGUUAGUAGUUUGUGCAUGAAAAUAAUCAGAAAUUGCCUAAUAACAGAAUUUUUUCUUUUGCUGCCAUGCUAAACCUGUAGUGGUCAUAGAAGACCUGGAAAAUGUGGGCCAUUUAGGUUCUGUUCAAGGAAGGGGGAACACAAGUCCAGUUCCUUGGAUCACAAGAAAGUUGCUGGUAUCAUGGCACCUCCUUGAGGAGUGCUAUUGCUCAGAUUUUGAAGCACCUAUACACUCCUCUAAUACAUAUAUCAACCUUCUGAGUAAGAUACACAAGUGUUAAACUUUACAUCAAUCAACCUGAAAUCAAAUUUGGGCAUGACCUCUGUAACGUCAUUCACAGAGAACUCGUGCAUUCAAACAGUCUCGCAAAUCUUGCCCAAGAUACAUUACACUAGCGUUGACAAUUUGAAGCUGAUCAACUAAGGUGUUCUCGAGUAAAAAAAUAUUAGAAAGGAAACAAAUGUUGGAGUGUUCUGAAAUUAGUCUCCCUUGUUAACUGAAUAAAUGAUCAUAUUUA